Molecule: messenger RNA, 1249 nt
Organism: Maniola jurtina (meadow brown)
Lineage: Eukaryota; Metazoa; Arthropoda; Insecta; Lepidoptera; Nymphalidae
Gene: Rpn8
Product: 26S proteasome non-ATPase regulatory subunit 7
Exons: 2
Coding region: 192-1172 (326 amino acids)
Biological process (GO): proteasome-mediated ubiquitin-dependent protein catabolic process
Cellular component (GO): proteasome complex; proteasome regulatory particle
Molecular function (GO): protein binding; metallopeptidase activity
Source: RefSeq, a predicted model, not a curated record
UGAGUGCGAUUGGUACUCUGUGAUGAUGAUGACUGUCAAAUUCUGCUUUUUGUGAUCAGUGAAUGAACUGUGAUCUUGUUUGAUAUUUUCUCGAAAAUAAAGCUUUUUAUUGCUUUAUUCUAUCGCCGCGUUGAAAGCUUUUGUCUCUAAAGUGCUUAUCGUGCUAAAGAAAAUAAAUAAAUUAUACAAAAAUGCCUAGUCAGGAAGUUGUGACCACUAAAGUUGUGGUUCAUCCACUUGUACUGCUGAGUGUUGUGGAUCAUUUUAACCGAAUGGGCAAAAUUGGUAAUCAGAAACGUGUUGUCGGCGUACUCCUUGGAUGCUGGAGAGCUAAGGGAGUUCUGGAUGUCUCAAAUAGUUUUGCAGUUCCCUUUGAUGAAGAUGAUAAAGAUAAAUCUGUCUGGUUCCUGGACCAUGAUUAUUUGGAAAACAUGUAUGGGAUGUUCAAGAAAGUGAAUGCCCGUGAGAAAGUAGUAGGCUGGUACCACACUGGGCCCAAGUUGCACCAGAAUGAUGUUGCAAUCAAUGAGCUCAUCAGGCGUUACUGCCCUAACUCUGUCCUAGUCAUCAUUGAUGCCAAGCCUAAAGAUUUAGGGUUGCCAACUGAAGCUUAUCAAGCAGUUGAAGAAGUACAUGAUGAUGGCAGCCCUACAACUAGGACAUUUGAACAUGUGCCCAGUGAAAUAGGUGCAGAAGAAGCUGAAGAAGUUGGUGUAGAACAUCUUUUAAGAGAUAUUAAAGAUACUACUGUGGGAAGUCUCUCUCAGCGAGUUACAAACCAGCUGCUUGGCCUAAGAGGCCUUCACUCUCAAUUAAGUGAAAUCAGAGAUUACCUUGUUCAAGUUGGCCAGGGAUCUUUGCCAAUGAACCAUCAGAUCAUAUACCAAUUGCAGGACAUAUUCAAUCUUCUUCCAGACAUUGCUAGUGACAACUUUGUUGAUAACCUCUAUAUUAAAACCAAUGAUCAAUCCCUUGUAGUAUAUUUAGCAGCAUUAGUAAGAUCUAUCAUAGCCUUGCACAACCUGAUCAAUAAUAAAAUAACGAACAGAGAUGCAGAAGAAGGAAAGAAAGAUGAGUCCAAGGACAAGAAAGAAAAGAAAGAUGACAAAGAAGAGAAAAAAACAGAUGAGAAAACAAAAGAGAAGAAAGAAAAAGACGAAAAGAAGAAGUAAUUUUAAUUAGUAAAUCUUCAUUAACUUAAGUUGUUUGUAAUGCUGAAUUAUUUUAAUAAAUUGUAUUUACUAAUUUA